Messenger RNA from Nothobranchius furzeri (turquoise killifish), 4476 nucleotides. Its product is annotated as P2R1A-PPP2R2A-interacting phosphatase regulator 1. The record is from RefSeq and is a predicted model, not a curated record. NCBI's taxonomy places the organism in Eukaryota, Metazoa, Chordata, Actinopteri, Cyprinodontiformes, Nothobranchiidae. Gene Ontology annotation, molecular function: protein serine/threonine phosphatase inhibitor activity.
CUCCCUCUCUGCGUUUGUUCUCUAUGCUGCAGUUCCUGCUGCAGACAGCGAGUGGCGCCGUUUCCACGGUUGGACCACUAACUAUUUGUUUAACGACUAUGUUGUAAAAAAUCUUUAAAACUUAAGAUUUUUACUGACUUUUGCUGCCAGAGGUCGGCUUUGUAGUUUGGGAGCGAGAGGAGCUCUUCCCGGCUCGCGGACUGGGUUCGGACAACUGUUUAGCGGUUUUCUGGAGUCUGGCUGGAGGUUUUACAGCAAAACAAGUUAGCUGUUGAGCUAACUCUAAAGUAGCGUCACCUGUGUGAAGUUGAACUUUUAAAGCGGAGACUAAAGAACCGACUGGAGGUGGAAUUUACUCGAUGACUCGUUCUUAGAGCGGGUGUUUUUGCGUCAGGUUUACAUUUUAUCUCGAUUUGGUUUCUUUGUGUUUGUUGGAAGCGGAGGAGGAGGGGGUGUCGCGUGUCUAACGGGAUACGUGCCACUUCCACCCGAGAAUAUCAACAGAUUCGAUAGUGAGGCCUGCGGGUCGGGCUUUCACCGAGCUCGAUUACAACCCGUAGCCGCCAUAGGGAGGUCAGAUAUCGGCUGGUAGCGCCGCUCUCCGCUGGCUUGCGGACCAAAGGAUGGAACGGAUGGAAGUGGACCAAUGCGCAGGCGCAGCAGGCGGGGCUCUCCGGAGGUCAAACAGCGCCCCCAUGAUUACUGGCGUCAGUGACGGGACAGCCAUCUUCAGUUCUGUCUCAUCGACGCGUUUUAGACGGAGCAGUGUGUCCAUCAACCCGUCUCAGCUCAUCCCAUCGUCUCCAUUUUCUCUGAGCGGAUCCAACCCAAAGAGACCGGAGGAGAAGAUGGAAACCACACUUAGAGGGAGUCAGCAGAGGCUCAGUCCCACCUGUCUGGUUCCAGUUCUGGGCAGUCAGUGGCAUGACCACGCCACCUCGUGGUCUCCAUCGCAGGACAGUGGCGUCACGCCCAACUCCUCCCCCAGUCCCACACGGAGGUUCAGACCUACUGUCAGCACCACAGUGAGAUGGUCUGCCCUCCGGCCACUGAAGAGGAAAGGAGGAGUGGACUCAGAUGGACCCCCAAAGAAGCUUUUUGUUGCCGGGGUAACAGACCCCGCCCAUCGCAGCAGCUCCACCCUCAGUGUCUCCCAGCCCUCGACGGACUGUUGUCCGGUGGGAAGAGCCAACCCUCCGCUCCGCCCACUCUCUGUGUCUCCUCCCCAUUCCUUCACCCCCUUCACCUCCCCCCAGAACCCCGGACACUAACACUCAUCACUGUGGGUCAACACCAGCAAGAGCACCUUUUUUAUUCAGUCAGGAACCAGACUCACCAUAAGUCCCGUCCCUUCCUUUAAACGGGUUUCCUGCCUUUGGAAGGGCGGAUAUUUAUCUCUCAGCUCAUUGGUUAACGGCUUCGCCACUCAGCAGAAACACCACAACAAGACUUGGACUAGUUUGGCCACACCCACUUCUGAGUACUGGGAUGGAUGUGAAGACACGCCGGUGGCAGAGGAGCACGUGUCACCUCCAUCUGGUGCUGCUGCAGACGGGUUCUGGUCCACUUCAGACAGAACCAAACAGAAGACGUCCAGGAGUCUGGGUUUAGGCUCAAAGGAAGCAUGUCAGAACUAAAGCAGCAACCCGGUUUUGGUUCUGUUGAGUCCAAAUGUCCACAAGGAACUUGGUGUGUGUGUGUGUGUGUUUGAGCUGCUCAGAAACCAAAAAAUGGAGUCAAACUGUCCAGAAGGGUCCAGCCUGAGGACCAGCACCAGGGUUGGUCUGGUUCCACUGGGAAAGCUUCUGCAGCCUGAACCUCUAGGAAUUCUGGGUAGUUUCUUACUGGUUGUGUUUGUGUUCACAUCCAGGUUCCUGGUGGAGCUACCAAAGUUUGACCACAGGGAACCGAAGCCACGCCCAUCUGUUUCCGGUCCCUGCUGUCAAAACAACGAAUGGGGGUCUCAGAGAAGUCAUUUUCUGAUCCUGUUUGAUAAAUCUCAGAUUAUGUGACAGACGGUCAAACUCCAGAUUAGCUUUUAGACUGAAGAUUCGGGGCGUGAGGCGGAGCGGAGAAUAAUUUAUAGUCCUGUUCAGAGACCCAUGAGCCAACCGGAGUCUCACAUUCACCCACAUCUGACUCAGCGACUUCAUGGGCGUUGUUCCGAGUGGUUUCCAGUAAGCAACAUCUGCCGGUGAAGCUCAGACUGGUGUCCAGUCAGGUUCUGGUCUAAGGUCCUGCUGUGGGAGGGGCCUUUAGAGUCUGACCUCUGACCUUAGGGUAAAGUCUAGUCAUAGCAAGUCUGAAAACGACCUUUGACCCAUCUCAGAGUGGCAGCACCGUGGGACUUAUGUCUCCUGAGAGUCUGAGUAGAGUUGUGGGAUUAUUGGGCUGCAUGGUGGCGCAGUGGUUAGCACUGUUGCCUCGCAGCACGAAGGUUGCAGGUUCGAAACUCGGCUGCGGCCUUUCUGCGUGGAGUUGCGUGUUCUCCCCAUGCAUGCGUGGGUUUCCUCCAGGUACUCCGGUUUCCCCCACAGAUCACAACGUGCCCUAUAGGUUAUAAAUGGUAAGUCGCUUUGGAUAAAAGCGUCUGCCAAAUAAACAUUAUUAUGGGAUGGAGACCCAUCAGGUCUGCUGCUGAGGGUUUACAGGGUCAUGACCCUGAUGAAUAGCUUCAUUUUUACUAAAAACGUUUUGCACAUUUUCAAAUGGUCACCUGUUAAUGUUCCUCCUGUUGUGGUUUGUGAGCCAGGCCGGUCCUGAGGAGCCUCAGCAGGAACCACAUGGACCACAGGAGACCCACGACGACUCUAGAAAUAUAAAUCUGAGUCUGCAUGAAGUGAAGACGUUUGCACAGAAUCAUUCUUCACUGGGUUGGGUGUGCUAAGGUCCAGGGACAGGGUCAUGGUUCUGCCUGUAGCUUCUGCACUUUUAUAUUUUGGCUCAUGAUUGUGCAUCAGCCCCCAAAGAGGCGGAGUCAGGCGUCGCCUCUGUUUGUCUCUACCAGCUGUUCUCAUAAAGUGCCUUCCUUCUACCGGGAAUCCACCGGAGCAGCGCCACAGAAUGGAACUGGUAAAAAUGUGGUUGUUCCAGGAUCCCGUCUAAGUAAGCACCUCACAAGACUGGACCUGUCCCUUAAGAGAUCAGACCUAGACCUGUCCACCAGUCCUGGGCCCUCAUUCAUCAAGCGUGCUUACGCACAGAUCUGUAUUUUUUGCGUAGGCACAAAUUUACUCACUGUACUUGUGUGUGACCAUGUGUAGGAGCAGCAUGUAGUGGUAGAACGGGGCAACAGCUGGUCUGAAGGUCUCCCGUCAUCCACUACUGACAUUUACCCAGUAUGUAGCGGUCGGUGGAAAAACGGCUUUUCCGCAUUAUUGGUGCUAAAACCAAUGAGACGUGUGACCGACGGGAAUCUGACAUGAUAUCAUGGCUGAUCUGUUGGAGGAUUUAACAGAGCAUGCUCUCUGGACCCCAUGGCAAACCUUGUGAAUCUGAUUCCAGUUCAUAUUUUAUCUUUCAACUAGAGACCCCCCCCCGAACCUCUUUCUGUUCCCCGAUCAUACACACCACCAGAGGCUGCUCUCAGACUCUUCCAAAUGACACACACCGAACAGAACGACUCCUUAAAUGUAAACGAGAACCCCUUACUUCAUUAAUCUAACUCAUUUAUUCCUGACAGGAGUCUGUCCGCAUCCUUCAACAGCGGUGUCUCGAGCUCACUGUCAAAGUUUUUCUGGGUGAAAAAACAGGAACCCCCUCACGUGCUGAGGACGUGGCGUGACCAAAUAUGGUUGAGGGCGUUUCUGUAUGUAAAUGAGAACGGACACAAGCACCUGGGUGCGCACAGGAGGGAUUUGUCAUCAGAAGAGGGCGGAGGAACGUGCGUACGAGAGGCCACCGCACCUUUAAUAAAUCAGGAUUUUGACUGUUGGUGCGAAAUUUCUAAAUUUCAGUCAUUGGAGAGAAUAUGGGACACUUUCUACAAACGUUGGAUUAUUGAGGGCCCAGGUAUUUAAAACCAAACGUUCUCCAGAGUCCAGGAUCGUGCUGCUCAGGUUUUGGUUCCUAGAUGAUGCUUCAGUGUUAAAUGUUCCUCUACAAGAGCACCAGCUUCUAGAGACAAACCAUUUGGGCCUGUAGCUCCAUAGAACCUCCAUCUUUGAUGCAUAAACCUGAGCCUAAAUAUCCCCUCAAGUGGAACCGUGUGACCAAAUGUUGCUUCUGGUGUUUGUUUAUAUUCCAGAUUUGAAGCCAAAGUUUGAUCAGACAUGUAUACGGCUGAAGUUCUGGUGUUUGGGUUUACGGCAGCACACCUGUAAAUAUUACCUUUAGUAGAUUUUAGCAGCAACAAUUCAUGUAUGUUACAUAUAUGUAUAUAUAUAUGUAUGUAUAUACAUACACAUAUAUAGAUAUAUGUAUACACUAUAUAUAUAUUGUAUAUGAAAAUGAUCAAUAAAAACUUUAUUGAACGAA